AUGGCGGCACUCCUGCUGCAGGAGUUAGAUGGCUCCGAGAUAUCUAAGUUACCAAAAACAGUCCAAAAUAAACUCGAGAAGAUUCUUUCCGACCAGCAGUAUGAAAUCGAUUCUUUGAAAGCACAGCUGGAACAGUUUCGAGUUGACAGCGAGCAACAUUUCUUUGAAAAAGUUAAACAACUUGCCCAGUGUCAGGAAGAAUUUCUCUCCCAGACCCAAGAACAUCUUAAACUCAAAGAGGAGUUUACCAACCUUGAGGAGGAACUUAAAACUGUGCGUGAGAAGAACAGAAGUCAUGAGUCUGCCCAAGAGAGGUUGUCAUCAGAGCAGACUCUGCUCUUCAAAGCCAAAGAGGAGCUGGAGGCAGAAAAGCGAGAUCUUGUGCGGACACUGGAAAGGAGAUCCUUGGAAGUGGAGCAUUUAAAUGAUGACUUGAGACAGCUCAAUGAUAAGUUGGUAGAAGUCAACACCUCUAAGAUGGCCCUGCAGAUGAAGUUGGAUGAGCUUGAAGCAGCUGAAGUCAACCUUAAAUACAAGGAGAAACGUAUGGAACAAGAGAAGGAGCUUCUACAUGGCCAGACAUCUUGGCUAAAUGAGGAAUUGAAGGCCAAGAGUGAGGAGCUGCUGUCUCUCUCUCGACAGAAGGGUAAUGAGAUCCUGGAGUUGAAAUGCACCCUGGAAAAUAAAGAAGAUGAGUUGAACCGACUCCAAGACCAAGUGGCCAGUUUGAAGACUUCAAAUGAAAACCUUCAGAAACAGAAUGAGGACAUGAUCAGCAAACUGAAAGAUGCCAAGGAACAACAAGCCAUCAUGGAGGAAAAGUUCAGGAACGAGUUGAAUGCCAACAUUAAGCUUUCCAAUUUAUAUAAGGGAGCAGCAGCAGAUUCUGAGGCGAAAAGCGAAGAGCUGAGUCGGGCUGUGGAGGAGUUACACAAACUGCUGAAGGAUGCUGGAGAAGCCAACAAAGCCCUUGAGGAGAGGUUACAGGAGAUGAAUGGUGCCACAGACAAGACAGUUGCUGAACUGAGGGAGAGGAUCCAGGGUCUAGAGAAAGAGCUGGACAACGCUAAUGAGCUGCUGUCAAGUUCUAAACUUAGAGGCCCUGUUGGUUCAAUCUCAGUGCUUACAGAGGAGCAAAUGACAACAAUGUCUCCCACAGCAGCUGCUGUAUCCAAGAUCAAACCUGGGAUGAAGUUGACUGAGUUGUAUACUGCCUUUGUGGAGAGCCAGGAGCAGCUGCAAUUGGAACGCUUGGAGAACAAGCGAGUCAACAAGUACCUGGAUGACAUAGUGCAGGAAGUGGAAGCAAAAGCCCCCAUCCUCAAACGGCAAAGGGAUGAGCAUGAGCGCAUGCAGAAGUCUGUGGCUAGUCUUUCUGCCAAGCUGGAGCAGGCUGUCAAGGAGGUGCACCGUCUGCAGAGGGAGUCUGACGAGGCUAACAAGCGCUCCUCUGUCUUGGAAAGGGACAACCAGAGGUCUGAACUGCAGCUGGCCGACAUGGCUCAGCAAGUGCGUGUGCUGCUGAUCGAGCUGGAAGAGGCUCGUGGAAACCAUGUGGUUCACGAGGAGGAGGUGAGCUCUGCCGACAUCAGCAGCACAUCAGAAGUGAUCAGCCAACAUUUGGUGACCUUCCGUGGUGUGGAAGAGCUUCAGAAGCAGAACCAACGUCUUCUGGUAGCUCUCAGGGAGCUCAGUGAUGCCCAAGAGAAAGAGGAGUUUGAGGCCACUGGCAACAAGCGUGGUGAGCUGGAGCAGAGUUUGGAGAAAGCUCAGGCUGAGAUGGAGUCCCUGAGGGAGCAGCGCAACCAACAGAUAAAAAUGACUGAGUCCAUCGUGAGGCAGAGGGACAUGUAUCGUGUGCUGCUGGCUCAGGCGACUGGAGUCUGCUUCCCUCAGCAAGGUACACCACCCGAUGAGUUCUCCCUGACGUCCACUCCUCGACGCUCACCUGCAGCCACUCCCACCGCAGGGACGCCCACUGCUCUCGUCUCUAUGGCAGCAGAGUCUGCUGAAGCACUGGAGGCCAAGGCAGCUUUGCGACAGUUGCAGGAGGUGUUCUCCACCUUUAAAAAGGAGCGUGUGGAGAGUGACAAGGCACUGACAGAGCAGAAUGAGAGGCUCCAGGAGCAGAUCUCUGACCUCCGCUCCCAGAAUGCCAAAGUAUCCACCCAGCUAGAGUUUGCCUCCAAGAGGUAUGAGAUGCUGCAGGACAAUGUUGAGGGCUACAGGAAAGAAAUUGCCUCCCUAAGAGAGAAAGAGCAGAAGAUGGCUGCUGCCACACAGAAGCAUGAGCAGACCAUCCACACCUUGAAUGAGGAUCUGAGAGCUGCCAAAGAGAAACUCGCCAUGGCAGAGGGCCGUGCUGAGGGCCUGCGUAAGGAGAGAGACAUGCUAAAGCUUGUGGAGUCCAGGCUGACUCAGGAGAAAGAAACAAUCCAGAGCCAACAACAAAGCCAGAAUCUGCUGCUCACCAACCUCCAGACUAUUCAGGCCACUCUGGAGCGCUCUGAGGCUGAUACACGUCAGCGUCUCAACAGCCAGUUGGAGAAGCAGGAGCGGGAGAUCUCCCAGCUGCAGAAGAGGCUGGAGAAUGAGGUGGAACAGCGCCACCUGCUCAGCAGAAACCAAGAAAUCCAGUUGAUGGAGGCAAAGAGGCAACUGGAGACACAGGUGGCUUUACACCAGAAGACCAAGGAGCUACUGAGUGCUGCCGAGUUAGAACUCAGCACCCUCAGGCUGCAGCAAGGCAGCAGCGAAGCACGUCAUACCCUGAGUUCCCCCUCCACGCCCAACAUCAGAGGCCUGCAGAGUUCAGAUCAAGACAGAGAGGACCUACAGAGCCGCCUGAGGAUGGCUGAAACCCAGGCCGAGGAGCUGGCAGAGAGCCUCAGGGCAGCCACCUCCAACGUGGAGCAGUACAGAGCCAUGGCUCAGAGUCUGGAAGAGUCCCUGGAUAAAGAGAAGCAGGUAACAGAGCAGGCACGCUCAUCCAUCGAAGCCCAUAUGAAGGAGGCUGAGGAGCAGCACCGCAAGCUGGAAGAGAAGCUUGUGGAAGCAGAGAAAGAGAAACAAGCCUUUGAGGAGCAGAAGAAGAGAGCCCUAGCAUCACUGGAGGAGCAGAUGAACAGUCUGAGGAGAAGUUUAAGUAGUGCCCAGGCAGAUCACCAGGCGGCGCUACAGCGAGUGACAGUAGCUGAAGCCCAGCAGCAGCAGGCUGUACAAGACAACCAGGAACAAGCUAAGCGGGCAGCAGAAGCACAAGAUAAGUAUGAGCGGGAGAUGAUGUUGCAUGCAGCAGACGUGGAGGCCCUGCAGGCUGCUAAGGCUCAGGCCCUGCAGGCCGUCGAGCUCAGACACCAGCUGGAAGAGAAAGUCCAGAGGGUCAGCACUGAGCUACUGGAGGCCAGGGUCUCCUGGGAGGAGCAGGAAAAGAUCCUCAAGGAGGAGAUGUCAAAGAUGGAGAGUCGCCAUGAGGAGUUGCAGAGGCAGAACGCCCUCCUGCAUGAGCAGAUCCAGACGGUGAGCAGCAAGAUGGCUGACAAUUUGCAGCGUGCUGCCAGUGAAAGUGCCAUGAACAUCUCCCUGACUGAAGAGGGCAAAUCUCAAGACCAAGUCCUUGAGAUUCUCAGGUUUGUGCGGCGGGAGAAGGAGAUUGCAGAAUCUCGUUUUGAAGUUGCCCAAGGUGAGAGCUUGCGUUACCGUCUGAGAGUGGAGCACCUGGAACGAGAGCUGAAGGAGGUGCAGGACAGCUUGAGUGCUGCAAGGGAGAGGAUGCAGGUGACAGCAAAGACCCUGGCUCAGCACGAUGAGCUGAUGAAGAAGACAGAAACAAUGAGUAUCCUGAUGGAGACCAACAAGAUGCUGAGAGAGGAGAAGGAGAAGAUGGAGCAGGAAUUGCAGCAGACCCAAGCUAAGGUGCAAAAGCUGGAGUCAGACAUCAUGCCACUGCAGCAGGCUAACUCUGAGCUGAGCGAGAAGAGUGGCAUGCUGCAAGCAGAGAAGAAAAUACUGGAAGAGGAGAUCAAGCGCUGGAAGGCUCGGACACAGCAUUUGGUGAGUCAACAGAAGGAUUCAGAUCCAGAGGAAUACAAGCGUCUGCACUCUGAGAAGGAGACACAUCUAAAACGCAUCCAGCAGCUCACUGAGGAGAGUACCAGACUUAAAGCAGAAGUAACCAGGACCAAUAACUUAACAACAUCCCUGCAAAGCCAGAUACAGAACUUGCGUGACAAUAUGAGUAAGAUAACAGAUGAAAGAAACACACUGAAGAAAGACGUGGACACCAAGAACCAGGAAAUUCAGGAAAAGGUGCGAACUAUCACCCAAGUCAAGAAGAUUGGACGCCGCUACAAGACUCAAUAUGAUGAACUCAAGGUGGCACAUGACAAGAUGGUAGCUGAGGCAGCAGCAGGUCCUUCCCAAGAAGAGGAGGCCCGUCAGGCUUCAGUUCAGGAACUUCAGAGCCUGAAAGAUUCUCUGAGCCAGGCCGAAGCCAGGACCAAAGAGCUGGAGGGACAGCUGGAGAACAUAAAUAAGGUGGUUACAGAGCGUGAGACUGAAGCACGUAAUGUCCAAGAACAGUCCUCCAGGCUGCAGACAGAGCUGACCAGGCUGAGGCAGGAGUUACAGGAAAAGGCUUCCCAGGAGGACACACUGAGGCAGCAGAUGGCCGACAAGGAGGAGAGGACCAAAAAAGCCAUUGUUUAUGCCAAACAGAAGAUCAACCAGCUCAUGGGCACCAAAGACCAGCUGCAGAAAGAGAAUGAUGAGCUGAAGCAGCAGCGCGAGGAACUGGAGGUUCGCGUGAGUGCUCUCAAGUCUCAAUACGAAGGCCGCCUGAGUCGGCAGGAGAGAGAACUGAGAGAUCUGCGAGGUCAACAGGAGAGACAAGAGCAAAGAGAUGAGCCGCCUGAGGCAGGUCCUAGCAAGACCCAGGAGCAGCAGAGGAGCACAGAACAGAGACAGAUCAGUCUGAAGACAACUCCAGCAGCAGACAGGGGCAGUGCCAGCACCUCUGAACCACCAACUGCCAACAUUAAGCCAACGCCUGUAGUCGCUACAGCCAGUAAGCAGCCGGUCAACCCGGGGAACAAACCCACUCCAAGAGCAAGCAUCAGGCCCAUGAUCACCCCAGCUACUGUACCCACCCCAACGCCCACGGCUACAGUCAUGCCCACCACGCAGGUGGAGACCCAGGAAGCCAUGCAGUCUACUGAAGGCCCUCCAGUGGAGCAUGUGACCGUGUACGGUAGUGCCAGCGGUUCGGUGCGCUCUGCCAGCCCCAAUGUCCAGACCACGUUAGCUAGCCCCAUGUUGACUGUUCAGCAGACCCAGACGCAGGCCACGGCGUUUGUUCAGCCAACGCAGCAACAGAGCGUGACCCAUACAGAGCCGGCGAAUCAAGAGCCGCCACCUGUGGUCAUUGAGGCAACACCUAGUUCCCAGGUGGAAUGGCCUUCAACUUCUUCCACCUCCUCUGUGUUUGGCACUGUUUCAGCAACACCAGGAACCUCAAUGUCCAAGAGGCCGCGAGAGGAGGAGGAAAGCACCACCAUGGUCACCGACACGGAGGCUACCCAGGAGGACACCUCCAGGGCUCCUAUAUCCAAGAAGCUGCGCAUCAUCCAGAGAGUGGGUCCAGAGGAGGAGAUUCAAGCUGAGGACAGUGCUGAGGCUGAGGGGGUGGUGCCAACAGACAGUCAAGAUGCUGCGGAAACAAGCCAGACAGAGGAGUUUCCAACACUGGAGGAAGGAGAAGACAGUGCAGCCUCCCAGUCCAUGACAUUGGACCAAGAGGUGGCCCUGACACAAAGUGACACCCCUGACCAGCUGUCACAGGAAGUAAUCGUCAUAAUAACAGACACAGAGAGUGACGAGGACCAGGAAGAGGAGGACGAGGAGGAAGAAGAGCAGGACUAUGAUGAGGAGGAGGAGGAGGAAGAUGAAGAAGAGGAGGAGGAGGAAGAAGAGGAUGAGGAGGAAGACGAAGGAGGGAUGGGUGAGGAAGGAGAGGAAAGUAACGAGGGGAGCGGAGAAGGCAACGAGGCUUACGAAGAAGACGACACAGAGGGAGCUGAUGUAACAGAUCCGGGCACAGAGACAGAAGAGAGUUUGGGGGCGUCUGACUCCACCCAAAGGCCUGCAGAUUCCCAGACACCCAGCUUCGAGGGCGGCACGAUGGAGGCCUUCUCUACAGAACAACCCAUCACAAGCUCUGGUACACGCAUGCCCCAGUCACCACGGAGGCCAACGCAGCAGCUGCCCCCCCGCCUGAAUAUCCACCCCGCCCCAACAUCAGAACUGGGACCACCUGCUCAGCGGAUCCCUGUUCGUCGCCAGUCAGUGGGGAGAGUCCCUCAGCUCACUUCCGGGGUACCAGUUAGUGUUCAGCACUUCUUUGAUGAUGAUGACAGGAUGGUUCCCAGUACUCCCACUCUGGUGGUACCACACCGCGAUGGUUUUGACCAAGCCAUCCAUUCUCCCCAAGUGGCUGGUGUGCCUCGCUUCCGGUUUGGUCCUACAGAGGACAUGCCCCAGACCAGCUCCUCCUCGCACUCUGACCUGGGACAACUCGCAUCACAAGGAGGUCUUGGUAUGUAUGAAAGCCCCUUGUUCCUAGCAGCUCAUGAAGAAGAGUCUGGUGGACGCAGCGUUCCUACCACACCACUACAAGUUUCAGCGCCAGUAACAGUCUUCUCAGAGGCGGCUCAGUCUGACAACAAUGACCAUGCCUCCCAGUCGGUUCCCACGGUGAGCACAUCCACACCAGGCUUGGUGGUGCCAGGACCAGCCAGUACCGGGGAGGAGAGAGACGAUGUCUUCCUGGAGCCUGACACUGAUAGGCCUAGUGCUGAAGUGUCUGUGGAUCCAGUGGUCUCUCAGGGAGAUGUGGAGGAGCCAAGUCAGCCUUCUGACAAGGCCAGCCAACCCUCCACCAGCCAGGAGCCCUCCUCCAGCUCUGCAGAUACAAGCAGUGCUCCACCUAAACCCUCUAGACCCGGACCCAGCAGACAGCUGCAGCGCUGGCCAGAGAGCCGUGGGGGACGGAUGAAGCGAGGAGGUCAGGCAUUUCCUUCUCGAGGUGUACACGGGAGACGAUUUGCCAGAUGAAGCACUGAUCAGAAAACUAGGCAACCAUGACUGGAAAAACUUGUCAUGCCCAUUAUAAACACAUUAUACAUUUUCCAAUCAGAUUU
Molecule: messenger RNA, 7196 nt
Organism: Toxotes jaculatrix (banded archerfish)
Lineage: Eukaryota; Metazoa; Chordata; Actinopteri; Toxotidae
Gene: tprb
Product: translocated promoter region b, nuclear basket protein
Exons: 51
Coding region: 1-7110 (2369 amino acids)
Biological process (GO): protein import into nucleus; mRNA export from nucleus
Cellular component (GO): nuclear pore
Molecular function (GO): structural constituent of nuclear pore
Source: RefSeq, a predicted model, not a curated record